Messenger RNA from Alligator mississippiensis (American alligator), 1542 nucleotides. RefSeq names its product suppressor of cytokine signaling 3. Lineage: Eukaryota; Metazoa; Chordata; Crocodylia; Alligatoridae. Gene Ontology annotation, cellular component: phosphatidylinositol 3-kinase complex. The record is from RefSeq and is a predicted model, not a curated record. The transcript is spliced from 2 exons. Bases 258 to 884 code for a protein of 208 amino acids. Gene Ontology annotation, biological process: phosphatidylinositol phosphate biosynthetic process; intracellular signal transduction. Gene Ontology annotation, molecular function: 1-phosphatidylinositol-3-kinase regulator activity.
GGGAGGGGGGAGUGGGAUGGGGGGGGCGAAGCGACUCCGGAGUGACACUCCCGCUCCCGCGCCCCCCGGCCCGGAGCAAGGGCUGCUCCCGGCAUGCGGGGCCCGGCCGCCCCCCCCAGCCCGGCCGCCCCCUCGCUGAAGUGGAGCCGGGAUCGGGGCCAGGAGCCGGGAGCAGACAGAUGAUCCCACGGGAGGGACCCUGGUGACCGGGAGACGCCACGGGGGCACUGGACACUCCAGGGGGGGGUGCCAGCGCGAUGUUCCCGCUGUGCUGGCCUGGCCUGCGCUGCUGCCCACCGUGCCCUUCCCCGGCCAUGAACGGCCCUCCCGGCCCAGCGCCCCCCAACUCCUACCACUACAAGAGCUUCUGUGGGGACUUUGAGCGGGUGGAGACAGUGCUGGAGCGCCUGGAGGCCAGCGGCUUCUACUGGGGCAGCCUCUCAGGCACUGAGGCCAAACGGUUGCUCAGCCCCCACCCACCAGGCGCCUUUCUGGUGCGGGACUCUUCUGACCACCGGCACCUCUUCACACUAAGCCUGCGCACAGGCACUGGCAUCACCAACCUGCGCAUCCAGCAGCGGGGCACUGCCUUCCACCUGGAGACGCUACCUGGUGCUCCCCCACCACCUGCCUUUGCCUGUGUGGUGCAGCUGGUGGAGCACUACCUGGCACAGGGCAGGCACGGCGGACCCUGCUACCUGGAAGCCCAGGGUGGUGCCCCUGUGCCCUUGGCCCUGGCUCGCCCACUGCGCUGCAAGGUGCCUUCGCUGCAGGAGCUGUGCCGCCGGGCUGUACGGGCCAGUGUGCGGGCUGGCAGUGGGGAGCAUGACCUUGAGGGGCUGCCCGUGCCCCGGGCCCUGCGCAACUCCCUGCUGCACAGCUGAGGGCAUCAUUUGGGGGGGUGGGGGGUGGAAAUCCCUUCACAUCCAGGGAGGGAAGGCACACAGAUCCCAAGGAUCCUCCUGACCAUGGUGGCUAGGGACCCCCUCACAGUUGGGGAAUCUGGGAGUGCUGGGAGUAGCACUUGGCAUUCCCCUGCACAGCUGCGGACAGGCUAGGGGGGGAUAGGGGACAUCCCAGAGCAGCAGGGAGACAGGGGGAUCCUGUCCCAUAUGGGGCACAGGAAGGGAACUCCAAGCCCAGGCCCUAGAGAUCUCCCUCAUUCCACUCCCCCCCACCCCCAGAUCAGGGAUGCAGGGGACUCCAGGCCUCUCUGCAGAGCCAGGGGUGAGGUGACUUGGAAGGCCCUGCAGGGAGAAGGGUCUACUUCAGAAUUGGCCCCUGUUCUGUGCACCUCCCAGAUGGGGCCAGAGGCAUGGGGGUGGGGGAUGUUGAGUCAGGACUCCAAGGUUCCCUAGGAGGGACUAGGCCAAGAGUCAGUGUGUUCCCCCUACAGCUGAUGCUGCAACCCCCACACCCGCACCGUGGGCCCUUGGGUGCCUCUUUCAAGCUCUCUCCAGGAGCAUAUCCUGGGCUCUGUUAACUCCAUCUGCACUCGGGACCAGGGGCCCCAGGAGUGAAUAAACACCACCCUGUACCACA